CAAUCUCUCUUUUUACUUAGCUUCUCAAACUAAGAGGGAUUCGCCCAUAGGCUACGGUGUUCUGAGCCUUAACUUAACCUUGCAAAGUAUCUUAAAUUUAAUGCACUUUUACGUCUUUGCUGUCAUUUUUUAAUCAAAAUUGAAAUAAGGGUCUGUUUGCUACUAUAAAGCAUAUGAAUUGGGAUAAUCGUAAAUAAUAUAUAUCGUAAAGAGUAACGCCGUAACGGUAAGGUAAAAAAAAAAUCGUAAUAUAUACAAGUUUACUUGUUGCCCAAUACUAACGCCAGUAACAGUGGGCCUAACCGAACAUUGUUAAAACUCCAACUAAACUCUGUGUGAAUUUGGAGAUGCCAAAAGGAAUGAUCAAGUUUGACGGUCAGUUGUCCGUAUCUGAUCCCCAUCGGAGCCCAGUGCUGAUAAUAGGUCAGACUAAACAUUUAUCUAGAACUACGUUUAAUGAUGUGAAAAUGAAACUGGAACCAAAGGUGACCGAAGAGAUUUUCAAGUCAGCUGUGGAGAUGUUACACCCUUCCCCGACAGACAUCUGCUCUCUGUAUUUAAAUCUUGCAGCUGUUGCAGCUCUACCAACAAAAUGUUCUAGACACAACAGUCCAGCACAAGGUCAUGCUGUUACCAAACUCGUGAAGAACUGGUCUAGCGGAACCGAUGAAUUUAUAGUGAUUAUAUGUGAGAAGAAAGAUGCUUUUGCUUCGGCCUGUGCCGUAGCUCGGGCUUAUCCACUCUAUAGCACCAAAUCCAGUGGUAUGUCUACGUCACAUAAUGUAAUGGUGGAGUUUUUACUUGUUGAUGAUGAAAGCUUGAAUGAAACAGAUCUUCGGUGUUUGACUGUUGCAGCUGAAGGCGUUCAACUCGCUGCUCGUAUAGUGGACACACCAUGUAGUGAGAUGAACACGACAGCUUUUCUUAAGGAAAUUGAAGAGGUUGGUGUUGCUUUAGGUAUCAAACCAAUGGUUAUUCAAGGGCACGAGCUUGACCGAAAAGGAUUUGGAGGUAUUUUCUCGGUGGGUAAGGCAGCAUCUCAUCCCCCUGCUCUUGCUGUAUUAAGUCACACACCCGAAGGAGCACAAGAAACAAUAGCCUGGGUUGGCAAAGGAAUCGUGUAUGACACUGGUGGUUUGUGUAUCAAAGCCAAGACAGCAAUGACAGGUAUGAAAAGAGACUGUGGAGGUGCAGCUGGAAUACUUGGAGCUUUUUAUGUGUCUGUAAAAAUGGGUUUUCGUAGCAAUCUUCAUGCUGUGUUCUGUUUAGCAGAGAAUGCUGUAGGUCCUAACGCAACACGCCCUGACGACAUCAUCACCAUGUAUUCAGGAAGAACUGUCGAAAUCAACAAUACUGAUGCAGAAGGAAGAUUGGUUCUUGGAGACGGAGUUGCAUAUGCUCAGAAAGAUCUACAUGCCAACAUCAUUGUUGAUAUGGCAACUUUGACAGGAGCCCAGGGUACAGCCACUGGGAAAUAUCAUGCUGCUUUGCUGACAAACAACAGUGACUGGGAACAUGCUACUGUUCAGGCUGGUAAGAAUUGUGGAGACCUUGUCCACCCUGUACCAUAUUGUCCCGAACUUCACUUUAGUGAGUUUGCAAGUGCUCUGGCAGAUAUGAAAAAUUCAGUUGCAGAUCGUUCCAAUGCCCAGCCCUCGUGUGCAGGGCUUUUCAUAGGAGCUAAUCUUGGAUUUGAUUACCCUGGAGUGUGGGUCCACGUGGACAUGGCCUAUCCUGUCCACUGUGGUGAGCGUGCCACUGGAUAUGGAGUAGCUCUUCUUGCUACUCUCUUUGGCCACAAAUCCGAACAAGAACUGUUGCGUAACACCUCGCCAUUUGAGCAGGCUAAUGGUCCUGUACUGGAAAAUGCCAGUAAAAAAAUCCGCCUUGUUUGACACGCCCUUCAACUUAGGCUUUAAAACACGGGCUUCAUACUAUAAUCCAGUUGUCCUGGGUAGCGAGGCCAGUGUUAAACGUAGCAUUUCCUGUCUGGACAGGAAACUGUUGAGGAAACUUGUUCUUUUUGAACCAAGUCUGACUUUUGUUGGCUAAUCUUAAUAUUCUAGAACCAGAUUAAAAAAAAUACAAAUGAUUAAUAUUGAAAUUAACAUAAUUGUUAAAUGACUCUGGAAAAGAACUGUCAAUGAUUUUUUGGUGUAAUGGUUACAUGCGAGUAUGAACAUCAACAGUACGUUUUUAGAUUAAGUUCCAUAUUAUUUAGUAAGGCAAGAGUAUAGACCUACCUCAAACCUUAUAAUUCGUAGGUUUUUUAUUUUCUUCUUUUUAAGCACAAGGCACCAAUCAAAUAAAAUUCAAUUCACCUAAACAGGGGGUGGUCCGUUGUUUCCCGUAGAUGAACCGCAGGAUUUGAUAAUAUGACCAAUAACACACCUUCGUUUUAUAUUCUUUGCUACCUUUUUUUAUUGUUUAAAAAUCACUAGUUAUGCUUCUGUUGCUUAAAUUGUUUUUUUAUGUACCCUCCCCUACUCCCCUUAUAUAUAUAUACUGUUGUUGUGGUAAUAUAUAACAAAACCAUUAUAUACAAAGAUAUACUUCAGGUAAUUAAUAUUAGCGAUAUAUAUUUUUACUUUAGCUAAUUAAUGUUAGCUACUAAUACUACCUUCAUGCGUGAAACCAGUUUUUAACUCUGAUAAAAAAAUAGGAGUUUCUAUUUUGUUACGGUUACUAGUUAAUCCAGUUGGUUGCUGGAGAGUCUUGAUAUAUUUUAUUCAAUUUUUCACACAAAAAAAAAGUACAGCUGUACAAUUGCUCUUAACUAAAACUUUGAAAUGAUAAGGAUGAUUUUAAAUCUUUUUUUAAUUCUUCCUUCUAUAGUAACAAGGUAUAAAUUUCAAUCCUGUACAAUACCUUAUCCAGGUACUUUCUCUUUACCAUCAAAUGCACUUUUAUUAAAUGUUAUUUUGACAAGUAGAUUCUGAAAUAAAUAGCUUUUAUGUA
Limulus polyphemus (Atlantic horseshoe crab) is the source of this 2958-nucleotide messenger RNA. RefSeq names its product probable aminopeptidase NPEPL1 (gene grsm). The record is from RefSeq and is a predicted model, not a curated record. Gene Ontology annotation, cellular component: cytoplasm. Gene Ontology annotation, biological process: proteolysis. Gene Ontology annotation, molecular function: metalloaminopeptidase activity; manganese ion binding. The transcript is spliced from 12 exons. NCBI's taxonomy places the organism in Eukaryota, Metazoa, Arthropoda, Merostomata, Xiphosura, Limulidae. The coding region runs from base 348 to 1895 and encodes 515 amino acids.